Aspergillus aculeatinus CBS 121060 is the source of this 3588-nucleotide messenger RNA. RefSeq lists its product as uncharacterized. The transcript is spliced from 2 exons. The coding region runs from base 1 to 3588 and encodes 1195 amino acids. NCBI's taxonomy places the organism in Eukaryota, Fungi, Ascomycota, Eurotiomycetes, Eurotiales, Aspergillaceae. The record is from RefSeq and is a predicted model, not a curated record. Gene Ontology annotation, biological process: chromatin remodeling. Gene Ontology annotation, cellular component: cytoplasm.
AUGGAGAUCUCCCGGCAGGAAGCUUUCACCAAGCUCAAACCACAAUGUGUGGAACUGAGUGCUGUCGGCUUGCGCUUCCGUGGGAGUCAAGCGUCUUCUAAUGAGGUCUUCAAGGCUUUGAAAUCCGUGUACGCCGUCCUGAACGAACUCGGCAAUAAAGAUGCCCUGGACGAAAAGCUCGCGGAGUAUGCAUUCUUCCCUCUUUGUCACGUCUUCAACGAGACGCAAAGAACACCAGUCAACUCUCUGGAGCUUGCUGUCAAAUGUCUGCAAAUCCUAAUCGAGAAAGGGUGGCGAAGACGCCUAUCUCCUCAAAUGGGCAAACAGCUCAUGAUACUUCUGACCUUGAUCGUGGGAGGUACGCCGAGCAAAGCCAACGGUAGCCAGCCCGCACAGGCUCGGCCAGCAGAACUGUCGAUUACCGGCUUCAACUGCCUUUCAGCUAUCUUUAAUGUCCUUGAAGGUCCCGAGGCCACCGCCACCAUCUACCACGAAGUUGGUACCGCCACUGUGGUCGAUCAAACGGUCUAUGUCCUGCUAGAAGGAAUUAGCGACGACCAAUCCGAUCAGCUGUGCAUUUCGGCGGCCAAAUCGCUCAUAGCUCUCUAUCAUCACAUUACUGAUAGAGUAGUACUGGCUAGUAUCAUGCCCCGGACAGUCUCAACCCUGACGAAAGUGAUAAGACCCACGACGCAGACGCGGCGCUCUUACAAGCUUCUGAGUCUUUGCCUUCAGAUCCUCACCUACAUGCUAAGAACAGUUCUCAACGAUCGAGCUUCAAAGGUGACCGAAAAACAAGAUAAAUCACAGAAGCCGGACGAUCCGCUUGUGCUUGAUGCCUCCUGGUUGAAAGCUACAGCCACGCAGAUCAAGCUUGCGCUUGCCAAUAUUAUACAGGUCAGACGGCACGAACGGCCCGAGGUACAAACAGCCCUUCGUGAACUAUGCUUGAUGGUGGUAGAAGAUUGUCAAGUCACGCUGCAAGAGUCGCUACCGAUCACUGUCGAGACCUUAAUCGUGUUGUCCGACAAAGACGAUAAGAAUAUACCGAAUGAAGCAUUCACAGCUCUUACCCACCACGCUACAACUUACCCAGUCGUGGUAGAUAACCUCAAGGAUUCUCUGCACACCUGGAUCACUUCGUUCCCACGGACUAUGCAAGGCAAUGACGAAACAGCGAAACAAUGGGCAGUUAGACAGAUAUCGACUGCCUUUCAGGUGUUGUCACACGUACAGUCGAGUUCCGAUAUCCUGGAAAGCAGCCUGGCGUCAGGUAUAUGUGAUAGCGUUGCUGCAGCCGUGAGCCACACAGUGAAUGCACUGCAGCCUCUCAGCACCUCUGCCAUACAAUCUCAGAACAUGGAAGUCUUGCAACAUGGACGCAGCGCCGUCAGUUUCGAACCCGUGCUUAUGGAACAUAAAAGUCAGCGCGACACACUGCGCGAUCUUCGAACCAUGGUCGUCAGACUGAGUUCCUCGGAAUCCGGCAACAGAAUCACACGUCUCAUCAUCAACCGACUUUACCAAGAGCACGGCAACGCCCUCAUUUCACCGCUGUGGCUUUCAUUGAACUUUCUCACGAGUAACCUGCAGGCUACAUCAGCCUUCGAUGACUUUAUAUCGCUCGACGAACUUGAACCCUCAGGCCAACCCGCAACCAGGACUGGAAUGAUCGAGGAACUGUACUACAUCGCACUGCCAGUCUUGAACGAGCCACUGGCCAAUGACUCCCGCGACUGGCGGGUACAGGCUCUUGCGUUAGAGGCCGUCGCUCUGCAGGCACAACAACUCGGCGAAGCCUUCCGGCCGGAAUUGAUGGAUGCGUUGUACCCAGUCCUCCAAUUACUGGCUUCGAGCAACUCAAGCCUUCAGAGACAUGCGAUGACGUGCUUGAACCUGCUCACGAACGCAUGCAACUACCAAGACGCCAGCACUAUGGUAAUAGAGAACGUUGACUACCUGGUGAACUCAGUGGCGUUGAAGCUGAAUACCUUCGAUGUAUCUCCCUAUCCGCCGCAGGUGCUGCUGAUGAUGGUGAAGCUCUGCGGUGCACGGCUGAUCCCCUACCUGGACGAUUUGGUGGAUUCCAUCUUCGGUAUCCUAGACAUGUACCACGGCUACCCCAAGCUCGUCGAGCUGAUGUUCCGAACACUAGCGGCCAUUGUCGACGAAGGAACCAGAACGCCCGCCGUGCUGGCAAUCAGUGACGGCAAAGGCAGCACCACCAAGCCCGACCACCGCAAGAAGAGAUACGAAAGCCUGCAGAUCUCCACCCUCGCGCAAGACUUUGCCCAACGACGAGCCAAACGCGCCAAACUCACACACGAGCUCCCGGACGAGCCCAUCUCGCACCCUCGCAAGCCGUGGAAGAGCUCACCCCAAGACGAACAACAACCACCCCCCACCGAAUUCGACAACACCCUCGCCGAGCUUCUCGACAAAGACGAAUCCGACGAGCCCCUCCCAGCCCCCAAGGAACCAGAGGACGGCGAAAAGCCGCUGAGCAAACCGCACACCCUGCUCCUGCACAUCGUCCGCUCGAUCCCUUCCUACCUCACCUCCCCGUCCCCGUACCUCCGACGCUCCCUCCUCACCAUCCUCACCGACGUCUUCCCAACCCUCUCCCCCAACGAAAACAGUUUUCUGCCGCUAAUCAACGACCUCUGGCCCACCCUCGCCGCGAGGAUCAGCUUCCCAUCCUCCCCAUUCAGCAGCACCAGCACCAGCACCAGCACCAGCACCAACCCCCAAUCCGCACCCACACCCCUAACCCUCACCACCACCACCGCAACCCCAAAUAACCCAGAAUCCCUCGAGGAAGAAACCUACGUCACCACAACCGCCUGCCACGCCAUCCGCACCCUCUGCCACGCAGCCGGGGACUUCCUGGCCUCGCGCGUGGAAUCCGAAUUCCCCCGCUGGGAGCGCCUGUACCGCCAAACGUGGACGAAAGUCCGGCACGACGCCGAGAAGGCCCUCGAGCGGCGGUCACGGCAGCAUCCACCCCUCCAUCCCGACAAAAGGCUUCUCGACAUCACUCCCUCAGAGAAUCACCCGCAUUCAGCCACAGCCACAGCCACAUCCACCCCAAAAUUCCACCUCAAUCUCACGCAAUCCCUCUCCCUCCACGCGACCAGCGCCCGCGCCUUCACGCCCCACCACGCCAUCUGGCGCGGUUUGCUCCCGCUCUUCAUUACCCUGCUCACGCACGUGCGGCUUCCGCUGAGGGUCGGGGAUACGAUCGCCCGGUUUGUGGUGGAGUGGGUGGUUUUGUUUGCGGGUGGUGGGGCGGAGGUGUAUGAGCGGUGGUCGGCGAGGAAGAAAUUGAGUGAUGACGGUGGUCGUGCGGAUCAAAGUGAUGAACGAUCUGCUGAUCUAGGGUCGAUUGAAGAGGCGCUGGAGGCGCUGGAGACGUGGAAUGCGGAUUUGACCUGGUUUCUCUUUCAGGAGCACCGGGCUCGCGGAGUUGGGUCGAACAUCCAACAAAAGACGAGGAGUGGUCCUUUGAUUUGUGAGGUGGUGGAGGAGCCUUUGAAGGUGUGGACCGUCCCGGGGACGGGGUUGAGGUUCGCAGGGUUGACUUUUUGA